Molecule: messenger RNA, 1628 nt
Organism: Pyricularia grisea
Lineage: Eukaryota; Fungi; Ascomycota; Sordariomycetes; Magnaporthales; Pyriculariaceae
Exons: 3
Coding region: 1-954 (317 amino acids)
Biological process (GO): transmembrane transport
Cellular component (GO): membrane
Molecular function (GO): transmembrane transporter activity
Source: RefSeq, a predicted model, not a curated record
AUGGAGGUCAACAAUAAGGCUCCAGAAGCCAUAUUGAUGCAGGACCUUGGCAGUGGGUCAAGAGAAACUGACCAGGAGUCCGUCUACUACAAGCAAACACGCACGAGGCGUUUGUUUAGCGAGAAACAGCUCUUUGCUCUCAAUUUGGUCAUGUACGGAGCAUGGUACUAUGUCGGCACCAACACCUAUCUCGUUAUGCUCAACGGCGGGCCUCGUGCCUGGCUAUUUAGCUUUUUUUUCGUGGCUGCCGGCGUAGCAUGUCAGGCUGCAUCUUUUGCCGAGCUGGCCUCGAUCCAACCCAUUGCUGGCGCUCAGUAUUAUUGGACCUUCAACUACGCACCGCCGUCCAUAAAGGUAUUUCUUACCUGGUUACAAGGUUGGACCACGUGGUUAGGGUACGUUUCGAUGCUUGCAAGCAACAUAACCGGUGGUGUUAUUACUCUGCAAGGCAUCAUCAAUAUUGCAAAGCCAGAGUGGGUUCCAGCAGGUUGGCAAACCACAUUGAUGACCCUUGCGUACCUUUUAUUAUGUACAGCGGUCAAUUUGUGGUGCUUCCGUGUGGUGCCUUUGUUCGAAACGAUUUCCGGCAUUCUAAACGCUUUGCUAUUCAUCGUCGUCGUUAUCAUCGUCUGGACCAUGGCCCCGCGCAAUGACAUGGAUGUCUUCUUAACCAAGAGCACUGCCGGAGGCUGGGGCGACUUUGUAUCAUAUAAUAUCGGCAGCAUUUCUAACCUUUUUCUAUUUAUCGCGUUCGAAAGUACCGUCCACUUGGGCGAGGAAACGCGCAACCCGAAGCGCGCCGUGCCUUCAAGCAUGUUUUGGGGCUUUGUGGCCAACGCAGUCAUGGCUUUUAUUAUGAUAAUAACAUUUGGAUCGGCUUUCCCUGGCAUAGACGUCAUUCUCACAUCCGUUAGCCCCCUGGCUACAUUCAUCAAUUAUGCUACCGGCUCAUAAAAAUUGUCUAUAGCCAUUCUUUCCUGCAUGCUUUUUAGCAUGGUCGCCGCGUCGAUUGGCAAUCUCUUAUCAGUAUCGCGUCUAACAUGGGCUUGGGCUCGCGAUGGCGGUCUACCCAAAUACUUUGCCAUGGUCGACGGUAAAACACGCAUACCGAUGCGAGCCGUUUCUGGCACGGCGUUCAUCAUCGCGCUUUUAUCGUUCCUGUUCCUAAACGACCACGCUUUUAUAGCCUUGGGCGCAAUCGGUUCCUUGUCAUCAAUGAGCUUAUAUGUCAGCUACAUCAUCGGCCUUGGCUGCAUCAUCUACUUCCGCCUUGCAAAUUCCAGCGGCCUGCAGCGCGGUGAUUGGAGCUGCGGUAAGUUCGGGUUGCCUAUUAACAUAUUCGCCCUGCUCUACACGAUUUGGGAAGUCAUAUGGCUUCCGUUUCCCAAUGCGCUGCCAGUCACGGGCGCCAAUAUGAACUACGCGGGCCCGGUAUAUAUGGCCGUUCUUGUUAUGGCUGUCAGUUACUGGUUCUUGUGGGCAAGGAAGCACUGGGAAGGACCGAACAUGAAGGUUGUCGAAAUCGUCUUGCAGAAUGAGGAAGAUCCGAAAUGAUGACGGCAAGAUAUGCUUGACUAGAAGGGAAAUCGGCCGCCUUUUUUUUGCUUGCAAUUUAUCUUCCAUGAGUG